Messenger RNA from Durio zibethinus, 1747 nucleotides. The record is from RefSeq and is a predicted model, not a curated record. NCBI's taxonomy places the organism in Eukaryota, Viridiplantae, Streptophyta, Magnoliopsida, Malvales, Malvaceae.
CUAGCUGGAAAUGAACCCUUAUUAAACAUACCAAACCAGCAGCACAGGGUAUCUCUUCUGAUAGGAAGAAAAUGACUCUUACAAUUAUUGUAUAGCUUGCGUUUUUCAUUUGUUCUUUUCCUCUUCUAGCUGGAAAUGAACCCUUAGUCAAACCAUCAAAUUUCAAUUACUGUUUCCGUCUUCUAAUGUGAUAUUUAUGUCACUUUUAUGGUGAUUCCUUCAAUGAUUUAAUACCUUACACACAAAUCCAAAAAGUUUCAGAUAUUCUUUGGCUGCUAAAUUGUAGAAACCAAAGUUCAUUAGCUGCAGUUUUUCCAGAAUCAAAGUUGCCUGCAGUCUGAGAAGCUUAUUAGAACCAGUUUUGCAGCUGCAAGUUUUGAGGUUCCCUCCAGAAGUUCCAAAACAAAGAUUGGCAAUGGGGUUUCUGGAUCUGUUUGUUGUGGCACUGAUGCCAGUUCUAAAAGUAUUGCUGGUAACUGCUGUUGGACUGUUUCUUGCCAUGGAAAAAGUAGGUCUCUUGGGGCCAGAGGCUAGGAACUACUUGAAUAAAAUUGUUUUCUAUGCAUUCAGUCCUGCCCUUUUGGUCAGCAACUUGGCUGAGACUAUCACUUAUAAAAGCUUGGUUACCUUGUGGUUCAUGCCUCUGAAUAUUCUUCUAACAUACCUGAUUGGCUCAGCUCUUGGUUGGAUUCUCGUUAAAAUCACUAAAACUCCUAAACACCUCAAAGGAAUUGUCAUUGGUUGUUGUACUGCAGGAAACUUGGGAAACUUGCUUUUCAUUAUUGUUCCAGCCGUAUGUGAUGAGUCGGAUAGUCCUUUUGCAGAUUCAUCUACUUGCUCUACAGAUGCUGAGGCUUAUGCUUCACUAUCUAUGGCAGUAGCAGCCAUUUAUACUUGGUCAUAUGCAUACUUUUUGGUGAGUGCUUAUGCUGUUAAGCGUACCGAACACAGCUCUAUCCAGUCUUCUGAAGCGGCCUCUGAACCAUCUUCGGACGGUUGCACUGAAGCACUACUAGCUUCGAGUUAUAGCCAAAUUACCGAAGACGGCUCAGGGAAUGUUGAACUGCCUCUCACUGACCUCAAGGAAAGAAAAAAGAUGUCAUUUAUGGAGAAGAUUGUUCAGUGUCUCAAGAGCAUUAUGAGCAAGAUCGACCUAAAGAAGGUGUUCGCACCAGCAACUAUUGCAGCGAUAGUAGGGUUUGUCAUUGGGAUAAUCUCUCCGGUCCGAAAAGUACUAAUAGGUGACAGUGCCCCUCUUCAUGUAAUUAACAGUUCUGCAGCUUUGAUAGGGGAGGCAGCCAUUCCAUCCAUGACCUUGAUAAUGGGGGCAAACCUUCUCAAAGGUCUAAAAAGAUCAGAAAUGAAUCUGUUGGCCAUUUUAGGGGUUAUAGCAGUGAGGAACAUUUUCUUGCCUCUCUUGGGGAUCGGUGUUACUAAAGCUGCACACCAUUUUGGCUUGGUUGGAUCAGAUUCUUUAUAUCAAUUUGUUCUUAUGAUUCAAUUUGCUGUUCCGCCUGCACUCAACAUAGGUACAAUGAGCCAACUAUUUCAAAGUGGUCAGGGUGAAACUUCUAUCAUUUUGCUAUGGACUUAUGCUGUAGCUUUGAUUUCUCUAACACUUUGGUCAAUGUUGUUCAUGUCGCUUUUAGCUUGAUUUGUAGUUCAAAUUCCUUUCGUCUCCAACUUCUUCCACCACAAGCCUAUAGAAUGCAACUUAUUUGUAGAAACGUUGGUUUAUAUAUAUACA